Molecule: messenger RNA, 1605 nt
Organism: Aspergillus mulundensis
Lineage: Eukaryota; Fungi; Ascomycota; Eurotiomycetes; Eurotiales; Aspergillaceae
Product: putative MFS efflux transporter
Exons: 3
Coding region: 1-1605 (534 amino acids)
Biological process (GO): transmembrane transport
Molecular function (GO): transmembrane transporter activity
Source: RefSeq, a predicted model, not a curated record
AUGCCCCCAGCAACAGAAACAACGCCCCUCCUGGCACCGGGACUCUUACCACUAUCCCUAUCAUCACCCUCGUUAUCUCCAUCGCCCUCACCCUCACCCUCAUCCUCAAAUCCACCCUCCAAACCCGUCCCCGCAAAACCCAAAGCCAAAACCACCCCACCCCCCAAGACGCCAUUCCCCCCCUCCCAAAAACGCCUCAUAAUCCUCACAGCCUCCCUAGCCUCAACCUUCUCCCCCCUAAGCUCAAACAUCUACUAUCCCGCCCUGAUUGCCCUCGCCUCCGACCUGCACGUCAGUCCGUCACAGAUAAACCUCACGAUCACGACGUACAUGGUCUGCCAAGCUCUCUCCCCAACCCUCACAGCAACGCUUUCCGAUACACACGGGCGCCGACCAGCCUACAUACUCUGCCUGAGUCUAUACAUCGCGUCAAACAUCGCUCUAUCCCAAGUCCACUCGUACAAAUCCCUCCUUCUUCUCCGCGGACUCCAGAGCACCGGAAUCAGCGGCACCGUCGCGCUGGCCGCGGCCGUGGCGGCGGAUAUCAUUGAGCCCGCUGAGCGGGGGAUGUACAUGGGUUUCACGUCUCUGGGGAACAUUCUGGCACCGAGUCUGGGGCCCGUUUUGGGGGGUGUUAUUACGGGGAGUAGGUUUGGGUGGAGGGGUGUUUUUGGGGUCCUUGCCGGUGCGGGGAUCGUUGUGUUGGGGGUGUUGGUGGUGGUUUUGCCGGAGACGAGGAACGCCAGUCCGUCCUGCAAGAAAAGGGCCGGGGGGCAAGAGCAAGAGCAAGGACAAGGAAGUGAAUCAACGCCAGCGUGCACAGAUGGGCUUGUCAAGAAACAGAGGAACCUCGCCGUUCUGAAUCCAUUUGCGUCUCUGCGGCUGCUGGGACACCGGCCCACCGGUCUGAUUCUCCUCUCGAACGGGCUCGUCUUCGCAAGCUACUACGCCGUGACGGCGGGGAUCCCAGCGCAGUUCAAGCGGCUCUAUGGACUGGAGGAUAUGGGGAUCGGGCUUGUUUUCGUGCCAGCGGGUGUAGGGUCGUUGGUUUCUGCGGCGUUUUGCGGGAAGGCUGUUGAUCGGAAUUAUAGGAAGGUGCAAAGAGAGUAUCAAGAGACGAGGAGAAGUGCGGAUCGAAGUCGAACAAGGACGGAUCAGGAAUUCCCUAUUGAACGCGCAAGACUGCAGAUAGGGGGUCCAAUGACGCUCCUCAGCGCACUCGCAAUCCUGCUCUACGGUGUGGUUCUCGAUCUGCGGCCUCCCCUCGUGGUUGCCCUGAUCCUGAUCUUCCUCGUCUCAUUCUCCAUCACAGCCUCCUACAACGUGAUGAACGUACUACUGGUCGAUCUGUACUACAGCACACCGGCAACCGUAAUGGCAACAAACAACUUCGUGCGGUGCUUUCUCGGCGCGGCGAGUACAGCCCUUGUCACGCCGAUGAUCGAGAGGUUUGGCAACGGGCGGACAUAUGGCCUUGUGUCGGCGGUGAUUGCGGUAGUUUGCUGGCCGAUUCUGGGCAUGGUCUAUGCGAACGGCGUACAGUGGCGAGUACAGAGGGAAAGCGAGCGAAACAGAGGUCUCGGUGAGAGCGAUGGAACGGUAUAG